Molecule: messenger RNA, 1229 nt
Organism: Lacerta agilis (Sand lizard)
Lineage: Eukaryota; Metazoa; Chordata; Lepidosauria; Squamata; Lacertidae
Product: gilatoxin-like
Exons: 5
Coding region: 58-840 (260 amino acids)
Biological process (GO): proteolysis
Molecular function (GO): serine-type endopeptidase activity
Source: RefSeq, a predicted model, not a curated record
ACUUGUUCUCUACUUUCUCAGAUAGGCACAGACACUUCGCCACGCAGAUCUGCUGCUAUGGAACUCGCCAAAUCACUGCACAUCUUUCUGUUCCUCCUGCUGUCUUUUGUGUCAGCGCACCGUAACCGGAUCAUUGGAGGCGAGGAGUGCCCUGACAAUAAUCACUCCUGGCUCGCUCUGCUCUAUGACUCUGACAAGCUUCUGUGCUCCGGAAUGUUGAUCAGCCCCGACUGGGUGCUCACGGCUGCUCACUGCUACAUAUGCGGAAACAUCCAGGUAAGGCUCGGAGCACACAACAAAGAUGACUAUGAGCAGUUAAGAGUCAGCACGUUGAAGAAAUGCCCCGGUGACAAUUGCUCGUGCUUUACCGACGACAUCAUGCUGAUCAAACUGAACAGCUCUGCUGACAUGACUAAGCGUGUGUCUACCAUUGACUUACCCUCCAGCUGCUCCCCGGUGGGAACAGAUUGCACUGUGAUGGGCUGGGGCACAACCACCACUCCUGAAGAGACGUAUCCCAACGUUCCUUAUUGUGUUAACAUUACGAUAUUCGACAACCGUGUGUGUGAGGCUGCUUACCCGUGGGAAGUGACCGACAACAUGUUUUGUGCAGGAUACUUUGACGGAGGCAAAGAUUCAUGCCGGGGUGAUUCUGGGGGACCCCUUCUCUGUGAUGGUGGAGGCCUCCAAGGCGUGGUCUCUUUGGGGGGCUUCCCUUGCGCUCAGCCUGGUGACCCUGGCAUCUACAUCAAGAUCUGCAAAUUCCUUGACUGGAUCCGUACUACUAUAGAGGAGAAGACAUUUAAGUCUGGUGCCUGUGAGGAUGGAAUAUACCAGUAGAAACCUCUUAAGCAACAUGAGGGGGAAUAACUUAGCUGCAACUGCCUCCUUUCCGCCAUGUCUUAAGACUGCAGACCUAGGCAUAUUUUAUCCUGGGAGUAAGACUCAUUGAACACGGUGGUACUUACUUUGAAGUAAACAUGGAGAGGAUGGUGCUGUGCAACACCAUGCCCCACCUUGCAAUCCUGAUCUGGUACACAUUUACUUAACAGUAAGUCACACUAAUCCGAAUGAGACCUGUUCCCAGGAGAAUGAGCAUAGGUUGGUGGUCCUAUUGUUGUGAUGCAUGAAUUAUUCCCUCCCACAGUGCUAAAAUAUUGAAUCUUCCGAUUACGUAACAACCAUGGUUUCCGUGCAAACUUCUUGCUCUGAAAGCUAACACCUGAAAA